Molecule: messenger RNA, 4129 nt
Organism: Didymella exigua CBS 183.55
Lineage: Eukaryota; Fungi; Ascomycota; Dothideomycetes; Pleosporales; Didymellaceae
Product: Pkinase-domain-containing protein
Exons: 3
Coding region: 474-3650 (1058 amino acids)
Biological process (GO): protein phosphorylation; microtubule cytoskeleton organization; intracellular signal transduction
Cellular component (GO): cytoplasm
Molecular function (GO): protein serine/threonine kinase activity; ATP binding; tau-protein kinase activity
Source: RefSeq, a predicted model, not a curated record
GCUCACUUCUCUCCACGCACGUCAGGCACACGACGGGUCCUCUGUCGAGCGUCGUCGAGAGCUGUCCUGCGCCGUAGUUUGGUCUGCCUGCGUCCUGCGUUCUGCGUUCUGCGUUCUGCAACGAUCCACGGUUGAGCCCCCAGCCCGCAGCGUUGUUCGGCUCCCACGUGAAAGGCUUCCUCCAGAGCCCUAGCCAAUCGCCCACCGCCCACCCGUCCUCUCAGCGCGACUGCGACCCGCUGCCCGACAACAGAGCCAGCGCCCGCGCCAACGGCCAUCGCAGGCCCACACCGCAGCACCGCAGCACCGCAGCACCGCAGCACCGCAGCACUGCACGCGCAGUCUGCCUGCGUAGAACCUCGCCGUCUCGCCGCCCGGCCUCUGCACCGUGCAGCACGGGCGUGCCCACACUUGCAGCCAGCCGACCAGCGCAGGCCCCGCGCCGACAGCCCCCCCCGACACACCGCCAGAGCAUGUCUGCUGCUGUCGCUGCCCAGGCGCAUGGCCAGCAGCACUACCAGCAGCCCCCCCGCGCGCGCCGACCCUCGACCAGCGCGUCCAACACGGCGCCCAGCACGCCCCGCGCGCAGCCGCCGUCGACGCAGCACCACUCCCCAGCCAUGAGCCCCAGCACCGCCGCCCCCGUCGGCGGCCCCAUGCCGCCCCCGCGCACCUCAUCGCACCGUACUAGCACCGCCGGCGCCCCGUCCGGCCGGCGACCCAACGAGGGCAGCGCGAGCCGUCCGCAGUCCGGACACAGCCGCUCUGCCACGGCCAUUGGGCAGCCCCCAAUCGGCACGAGCCUGCCCCGCGAGGAGAGCGCCAUCAUCAACAGGAUAGGCGUCUCCGACCCCCAGGACGACAUCGCCCGCGAGCAGGCGCGGCAGGCCGAGCGGGUGCCCGUGGGCGCCGCCGCCGACCUGACGCCCAUCACGGGCCUCGGCCUCGUGGGCAGCGAGGGCGUCGACGACGGCGGCCGCGGCGCUGGCGGCAAGAGCAGGCAGGACCACUCGAAGAGCGAGGGCUCGGUCAAGCGCACCAAGUUUGGCAACUACAUCCUGGGCCAGACGCUUGGCGAGGGCGAGUUCGGCAAGGUCAAGAUGGGCUGGAAGCGCGACAGCAGCGUCGAGGUGGCCAUCAAGCUGAUCAGGCGAGAGACGCUGGGCAGCAACUCGAACCGCCUGGCCAAGAUCUACCGCGAGAUCCACAUCCUGCGCGGCCUCGACCACCCGAAUAUUGUUCGGUUGCACGAGAUGGUCGAGACGGAGCGACACAUUGGCAUCAUUCUCGAGUAUGCAUCGGGUGGUGAGCUGUUCGACUACAUCCUCAACCACCGCUACCUGAAGGACGGUCCCGCGCGCAAGCUGUUUGCCCAGCUCCUCUCCGGCGUGGGCUACCUGCACAAGAGGGGCAUUGUGCACAGAGAUCUGAAGCUCGAGAACCUGCUGCUGGACCGCAACAAGAACAUCAUCAUCACUGACUUUGGCUUCGCCAACACCUUCGAUCCCAAGGACCAGCUGAGCGAGGAGAUCGAGUACAGACUGGGCGACAAGGACUUCAUACGGCAGAUGGGUCUGGAGAACCCCGAGACACGCCGCGGCGACCUCAUGCAGACUAGUUGUGGCAGUCCCUGUUAUGCGGCGCCCGAGCUUGUUGUCAGCGACUCGCUCUACACCGGCUGCAAGGUCGACGUCUGGAGCUGUGGUGUCAUUCUGUAUGCCAUGUUGGCUGGCUACCUGCCCUUCGACGACGACCCGGCCAACCCCGAGGGUGACAACAUCAACCUCCUGUACAAGUACAUCGUCUCCACCCCGCUCACUUUCCCUGAAUACGUCACACCUCACGCAAGAGACCUGCUCAAGAGGAUCCUCGUCCCCGAUCCACGGAAACGCGCCGAUCUGUUCGAGGUUGCGCGUCACAGCUGGUUGGCAGACUACGCACAUGUCGUGGGCUUCAUCACCACCAGCAAUGCCGCCGAGGCGCCGCAGCAAGGCUCCGUCUAUGCUAAAGAGCCAUUCGAGCAGCCGCCCCCUCUUGCAAGAAGUGCAUCUGUCCGCGAGCCAACCAAGACCCAAGCGCCUCCGUCCGCACACGGCGGCCUUGCCAACAAGCGGGAGCAGAUCAACUCGACGGCCGAGAAGCCAAAGACGUCUCGCGACAACAAGCGCCGAACCGUUCAAGUCGAAUACGUUGCUCCUCAAUCGCAGACCCAGCGCGGCGAAGCAUCACCAGCUGUCGAGGCCAUGCCAAAAGCUCGCCCUGCCGAACAAGUACCUGUCGAGGUCACCACCGCGACCACAGAUGGCUACCAAUCAGCGUCUGGCUCGAGGCCUCCUCGUUCUGCUGGUGCCGCAGCAGCUGCUCCACAACCUAGACCAGUUGGUCAGCCCCAGAGAUCAGUGUCCGACUACACUGCCUUUGGCACUGCGCCCGCGGCGACGACACGGCCGUCGACAGGCGGCACCCUUGGUGGCUCGCGGAUGCCAUCACGAGGCAACUCGUACGCGCAGCCAGCAGCCGCUACCGUGGCCCCCACCAACGCCGAAGGUCGCUUCUCGCAACCCCAGAAGAAGACCUACUCCAUCUCUGCCCCAUACCCUCCACAAGAGCCUGCGGUAAUGGGUGAGCCGAGCAUUGUGCAGCCCAGCGCUCAGCGGGUGCAGUCGACCCAGGUUGGACCUACUGGUGGACAUGCCAAGGGUGGCCACAAGCGCUCGAACACGGUGACGGAGACGCUUGGCCGUAUGACGUCCAUGUUCGGUGGCCGUCAGAACUCUUCCGCACAGGACCCGAAGGCAUCGUUCACGUCCCAGGACUCGUACGGACAACAAGGUGAGGAGCGCAAGCAGAAGAGGUACCCACCCACCUCGAUGCCCGCAGCCAUGUCGAACGACAACUCGAUAGGUUCGUCGGGACCACGACCCAGCACAGACUCAAGACGCCGCCCAUCCUUCAGCUUUACGCGCAAGAACACAGAUGACGGCACCAAGACAUCCCGCCGCUUCUCACUGCUCCCAUCUUCUUUCUCAAAGAACUUCGGCUCUCAAAGAGAGAGCAUGCCUACUGAUGGCUACGGCCAACGCCGCGGCUCCAACGCUGGCCGAGCCCGCAACAACUCCCGGUCUGGCAUGGCAUUCGGUCGCGGCGCAGAGUCCCGUUCUCCUAGUCGGAGCACCAUGGGCAGCAACGCCGUAGCUGGCUUCUACGAUGGCCAGCAGGACAGCAAUUCGCGCAUCCGUCAACCCAACGCCAGCACCCAGUCCCACGGCGCACCGGGCCCGUCGUCCGCACCGCCUCAGCAGACGCAGUUCAACUAUCCCGACCAGGCCCCUGUCGGCGACGACAAGUUCCCCAACCCCCGACAGGUCCAUCCCAGCCAGGCACCCAACCGCCCGUACGGACAGCUUCCUAACGACAGCCAGGCUAGCGAGCAGAUGACACCCACCCAGUCUCAUGGAUCGCAGCCGCAGCGCGCACAGUACCCCCAGGGCAUGGGCGGCGAGCCAGAGCAGCGAGGCGGCAAGCUCCAGAAGCACAGGAAGUUUGAGGAUGCGUACGAGAGCACGGGUGGCAACAAGGGCAGCUCCGGCAGCAGCAAGAAGGUCAUGGACUUCUUCCGGCAGAUGGGCAGGAGACGAGCAGGGAAAUGAACAGCUCGCUCGGACGGGCGCCAACAUUCUUGAACAUUGUUCGCCUCGGCAGAUGUGCACGCGCCGUCAGCAACACAAACACCAACCAACACCAACACCAACAACUACCAGCGGAGAGCACAGAUGGAAAUGUCGUUUUUGUUCGCGUUCUUGCUUGCAUCGCUGGAUAGAGCAUCAGCGAGGUGUAUCGAUAAUAUUUGCAUUAGCUGGCGUUUUCUCAUCCCCCGGCACGGCGUCGUCCCCUUUUUUUACUGCGCUGCGGCCGUCUCUGGCCUGUUAAUCUUUACUUCACUUUGUACCUUUUUUUUUUCCUUUUCUUAUUCACAGCUAGCGCUGCAAGCGCUUUUUGAACGAGUGGAGUUGUGCAAGGGCACGCAGGGGUGCUGAUGGAGAUUGAUGCGGGGGUUUCAAGGGGAGUGUAGCGUAGGGUAGUGUACAGAUGGGUGGUUUGGAAAUGAAUGGAGUACUGAGAUGGCUGG